Molecule: messenger RNA, 2420 nt
Organism: Sclerotinia trifoliorum
Lineage: Eukaryota; Fungi; Ascomycota; Leotiomycetes; Helotiales; Sclerotiniaceae
Source: the annotation of a GenBank genome assembly
UGAACAUCGUCGUCUUCGUUUCAUCUGUAUUUAAUUGUUUUUCUGUAUUCUCUGUUUAUAUUUGUUAUCAAUUCAUUCACUUAUUCAUCCAUUCAUUCACUCUUAUUUGAUACCCCUGGCGUGGCGUAAUUUCAUUUUUAUUCAUUGCAAAGAAAGUCGAGGCUUGAAGAUAGAAAUCGCAAAUCUUGAUUUCGAGGAAAGGAGCAACAGUCCGUCAAUACAGCAGAAACCAGUUUAUCGCAUACAAAUAAUAUUAGGAGGGAAAAAUGACUGAACCGGAAGUCAGAGACUUUUCACCUGGGGGUAUGAGCUCACCGUCAAGAGCUGUGGGAUUUGAUUUGGAGGCUUUCCCUUCGGCUUGUGAGUUUCUUUCACAGCUCUAACCAAUAGUAUAUUUGUGCGACAUAAGCAUACCUUCUCCUCAAGAACUUUCGCAUACUUCAUCAUUUCCUUCCAUGGAAAACAUCCAUAUGCGCACUUUGCGACAAUCUGCUUACCGCAACUUGCAGAUGAUCUCGAACCCUUGACGCAAAGUCAAUCUUCCCCUGACUCUAUCAUGGGACAAUCACCACUUCGACGUCGCACAACCCGCUCAAGAUCCAAUACAUUUCGCACAGUUGAUAUUUCACCACGUCAACCAGAAUGGCAUCCAGGACAAGAACCUGGAUUGGAUCCUUCGAAACCUGAUGGUGGAAGGACAACAGGCUUCAACUUACACGAGGAAUGUCAGAUAACUGUUGUGGAUUUCAGUGAAGAUAAAAUGGUCAAGAGGGAAUUCAAUAAUGAUGAAUUGGUUCAAUUUUUGGAUAUUGAACAGGAGGAAUGGAUUAAAUGUCGAUGGAUCAAUAUUAAUGGACUCAGCUGGGAUGUGAUAAAAGCAGUUGGAAAGAGGAAGAAGCUACACAGAUUGGCGAUCGAGGAUAUGGUAAAUCUUAAUAACAGGACAAAAGCAGAUUGGUAUGUUGUACAGUACUUUCCAAUGAUCGAGGACUAAUAGUAGAUAGGUAUACCGACCAUACUUAUGUUGUUUUGACAUUACAGAAACUCGUUCAUUUGCAUCCGGACAAGGAUAGCGACACGGACAGUGAUGGAGAGGACGAGAAAGAUGUAACACUGGAGAGUCCAAAUAAAAGAAAACGAGCACCAUUUCGGAAGCUUUUAUAUAAUUUGUUGAGACGAAGGAAUCCCAACGUGGUACAGGUCGAUAAGCUCGCAAAUGGUGUUCAUGAUACUACCAAUGACUUUAUCAAUGGACAGACGGAUGGUGUACAGUCUUCGCCGGUCCAAAAAUUGAGGACCUUACAGAGAUAUCAUGGAGGUCCAAAUCAGGAAAGGGCGGCGCACAUGGAGAAAGUUUCUCCUUUAACACAAAAGAAGUUGGCUGUUAGUGCCGAGCAAGUAUCGAUAUUUUUAACUGCUGGCAAGUAGCCCCUCAAUGUCAAUAUAAUGGAGUUUGAUGUCUGACAUGUUAUAGAUAAUACCGUCAUCUCAUUUUUCGAAAACUCUGCGGAUGAUAUUGAGACACCCAUCCUUCACAGAUUAAGCAACUUUGAUACAAUACUUCGCAGGUCAUGCGAUGCAUCAAUGGUAAUGCAGGCCGUUAUCGAUGCUAUCAUUGAUCUUGCUAUACCUGUUACUUUUGCCUAUCAAGACAUAAUUGGUUCAUUAGAACUAGAUGUCUUGACAAAUCCAAAUAUCAAACACACAACAUCAUUAUACGUCGUUACCAGCGAAAUCACUACCUUGCGUAACUUUAUCAAUCCUAUUGCUAAUCUCAUUAAUUCUCUUCGAGAUCAUAAAUAUGCUGGACAAAGAGGUGAUGUGCAAAAAGCAGCAUCGGCUGUUAAGAUUAGUCAAAUGGCACAAACGUACCUCGGAGAUGUGGAAGAUCAUAUCGUACUAAUCACAGAAUCUCUGGAUCAACUUCGAAGAAAUGCCGAUGGAAUGAUUGAUUUAAUCUUUAACACCAUAUCAGCAUAUCAAAACGAGUCGAUGAAACAACUCACGAUUGUCACUAUCAUCUUUCUUCCAUUAAGUUUCUUGACAGGUUACUUUGGGAUGAAUUUUACCGACAUGCCAAGUAUUGAACAUAAUGAAAAAUACUUUUGGCAAAUAGCUUUACCAGUUGCAUUUGCGGUUAUUUGUUUUUUGAUGAGGGAUAUGAUCUUGUGGUGGUUCAGGAGAACAAUACAGAGGAGAGGGAUUUCCAAGAAUAGGAAGGGGAGGGAAAGAAGAGAGAGUAGAAAGAAAGGAAUGAAGGAGAGAAGAAAUAGGUGAAAUUAUAUUGUUAACUUUUAAUGGCCGAGUGGUUGUGGGGGCGGAGGGCGAAUGAGAAUAAGAGCCUGUAACUCGAGACUCUGUUCAUGAUACUAUCUUGAAUAUAUUUGAUAUAUGACCAUUAUUUUAUACUUAAAGAUACA